Molecule: messenger RNA, 1295 nt
Organism: Daphnia carinata
Lineage: Eukaryota; Metazoa; Arthropoda; Branchiopoda; Diplostraca; Daphniidae
Product: DNA polymerase delta catalytic subunit-like
Exons: 9
Coding region: 1-1269 (422 amino acids)
Biological process (GO): DNA-templated DNA replication; nucleotide-excision repair, DNA gap filling; DNA replication proofreading
Cellular component (GO): delta DNA polymerase complex
Molecular function (GO): DNA-directed DNA polymerase activity; DNA binding; 3'-5'-DNA exonuclease activity
Source: RefSeq, a predicted model, not a curated record
AUGCCUCCGAAAGUAUGGAAUCCGUCGUGUUUGUAUGUUUACGGUUUCAUUGGCGCCCAAGUCGGAAAAUUGCCUUUUCUGGAAAUUUCGCAAAGUGUCACAGCUUUUGGCAGAACUAUGAUUGAGAAAACAAGAGAGGAUGUGGAGUCUAAAUUUCGCGUCGAGAAUGGCUAUGCCCAUGACGCCAAAGUAAUCUAUGGUAACACAGAUUCCGUAAUGGUGUUAUUCGGUGUACCCACGGUGGCCGAAGCCAUGGAAUUAGGCCGAGAAGCUGCCGCAUUUGUGUUGGCAAAAUUUGUCAAACCCAUUCAUUUGGAAUUGGGAAAAGUCUAUUACUCCUAUUUAUUGAUCAACAAAAAGAGGUAUGCAGGAUUGUAUUGGACCAAACCUGAAAAGUUUGACAAAGUGGAUUGUAAGGAUAUAGAAACCGUUCGUGAUAAUUGUCAACUCGUUGCCAAUCUUAUCAAUAGCUGUCUGCAGAAAAUUUUGAUGGAGCGAGGCCCAGAUGGAGCCUUAGAAUACGCCAAACAAACAAUUUCCGACUUGUUGUGCAACAAAGUCGAUAUCUCACUCCUGGUGAUUACCAAGGUAGAGCGUAACUAUGUUUUGGAAUACUGUGAUUUUAUCCGUUUGCCUUCUUUUAUAAAAAAGGACUACGCCAGCAAACAGGCACAUGUGGAAGGAGCUCACAAGAUGCGUAAGCGAGAUGCUGGUACAACCCCAAAAUUAGGGGAUCGAGUUCCGUAUAUCAUUAUCGCAGCUGCAGCCUACCUCAAGGCGGAAGACCCGAUUUUUGUCCUGGAACACAGCGUACCUAUUGAUGCCCAAUACUAUUUGGAAAAUCAGCUUUCAAAACCCCUUGUUUGGAUUUUUGAACCCAUACUUGGAUCUAAAGCGGAAUCAUUGUUGCUACAUGGUUACCAUACCCGUACGCCUUCAGUUUUUACUUCAAAAAUUGGUGGAUUGGCUAGCUUUACCACACGCAAAUCCACCUGUGUUGGAUGCAAAACCGUCCUUCCAGACGAUAGUGCUGUAUGCAAAUUUUGCAAGGCGAAAGAAUCGGAGUUCUACCCGAGGGAAAUUGUCGAACCUUAUGCUCUCGAAGAGAAGUUUAAUCGUUUAUGGACAGAAUGUCAACGGUGCCAGGAAAAUCUCAACGAAGAGAUUCUUUGUUCCAACCGAGAUUGCCCCAUCUUUUAUAUGAUGACAAAAGGUAGAAAAGAUCUCACGGAACAGCAUAAACUUAUGAAAAGAUUCGGCCUACCCUGACAACCUUCCGCUCUCGUCAAUGAUGG